UGCAGAUUGACACAAUGUCGAUAAAUCGAAAAAGACCAGGUAAAAAUCGACAGUAAAUCACGUUUAUAACGAUCGUCCUUCGUUUCCAAUAAUAUCUUUAACAGUUAAUAUGUGUUAUAGACUGUAAGUGAGCAUUUCCUUUGGAUAACCAAUCGAAGAGUGAGACGACGAUCGACGUGUUACGCAAAGGAAGGUGUUACUCGUAGCAGCUGAGUGGAGAGGAAGGAGAUUUGAAUGUCGUGACGUAAACACAUCGUGGAAAUUAUUAAAGUUGCACGCUUCAGAGGAGGGAUAACAGCUGUACAGCAACAUGCCCGAGCUUACUAACUCCAAGAUUCCUCCACCCGAUAGACAUACCGUCGAAGAAUUAAGGAAGCAAGUGUUAGAAGAAAUCGAAAAAUCCCCCGAAUCCUAUUAUGCGGAAGAUAUUAAGAGAUUGAAAGAUGACGACGAAUUUGUCAAGAGAUUCAUCGUCCACCAAGCACUGUUACAUCCUAAUGAGGACAGGCUGAAAAAUGGCAUCGCUAUGGCCAAAAAGGAAUUAAAAUGGAGGAAGGAGCAUUCCAUCAGAGAAAUUAAAAGGGACGAGUUGCCAACCGAGUUCUUCGAUCGCCAAGUUAUCGUCCCUUACAACAGAGACAAAAAUGGAUGCUGCACGGUGUUUCUGAGAGCAAAAAAGGUGAGAAGAACGAGUUCGGCGGAGAAGCAGGACUUGGAACGAUUCGUCACUUACUGGAUAGAAAGCGUAGAAAGCAUCAAUCCCGGAGAGAUGUUCACCAUUAUAAUAGAUUGCACGGGAGCUGGGCUUAGUAACGCUAAUAUGGACUUGUUGACUCUCUUGAUUAACAUGGUGAAAGAGCAUUACUUGGCCAUUGUAGGACAUAUCAUUGUGGCUAAUCUGCCGAGCAUUUUGGUAGCUACAUGGAAGAUAGCCAAGUACUUGUUACCACCCGCAGCUGUCGAGAAGGUGAAGUUUGUAGAUAAUAAAACAAUAGGAGAAUACAUAGAGGAAGAUAGAUUGCCACCCCACUUAGGAGGAACGAAUAACCAAGAAUUUGGAUAUUAUCCAUUUAUCUUCGCCGAAAAUUAUCCGAAAUGCAACGAUACUAGGAUGGUUUAAAAAUUCUUUCCAUAUUUACUUGUAUACGUUUACAAUAACCUUGUUUAUAAAGAGUUAUUCGUAGUUACUCAUUUUAUAUACCGGGAUCUAUAUUAUACCUACAAAACUUUUGUAUAUGAAAAGAUGACUUUAUAUUAAACAUUUUCGAAACGUU
Centruroides sculpturatus (bark scorpion) is the source of this 1274-nucleotide messenger RNA. RefSeq names its product protein real-time-like. NCBI's taxonomy places the organism in Eukaryota, Metazoa, Arthropoda, Arachnida, Scorpiones, Buthidae. The record is from RefSeq and is a predicted model, not a curated record. The transcript has 8 exons. The coding region runs from base 311 to 1120 and encodes 269 amino acids.